This is a messenger RNA of Tetrahymena thermophila SB210, 1356 nucleotides long. RefSeq names its product MFS transporter. The transcript has a single exon. Gene Ontology annotation, biological process: transmembrane transport. The record is from RefSeq and is a predicted model, not a curated record. Gene Ontology annotation, molecular function: transmembrane transporter activity. NCBI's taxonomy places the organism in Eukaryota, Ciliophora, Oligohymenophorea, Hymenostomatida, Tetrahymenidae. Gene Ontology annotation, cellular component: membrane.
AUGGGAGAAUAAGACAGAGAAUAGAGUUUAAUAUAGCAUGGGUAGCAAUAAUAGAGAGAUUUAGCUUAAAAUCUAGAAAUGAGAAGGUGGUUUAUAUUAGCUGUAUUCUCACUAUUUUCAUUUUCAAACGCAUCAGGAUUUGUAACAUUCUCUCCUAUUAUUUAGUAAUCUUAAGACUUUUACAAUGUCUCUCAACAAGAUAUUUUAUGGUUAGCUAAUUGUUACUAUCUAACAUAUACUUUUCUUGCUAUUCCUACACUUUAUUUCUUUCGCUGGAGAUUAGAUUUUUCUCUUAUCAUAGGAGUAUUUCUAAAUGCCUUAGGAGGUUGGCUGAGAUAUAUAGGCAAUGAUUAAUAUUCUUUUGCUAUCAUGGGUUAAAUAGUACUAUCAAUUGCUUAACUAUUUAUUUUACCUGCCCCUGUUUUUAUAGCUGAAAGAUGGUUUGGUAUGAGUGAAAGAGUUACAGCUACAGGUAUUAUGUACUUUGGUAAUGUUCUAGGAGUUAGCUUUGGCUUUUUGACUUCUGUUUACUAUGUUACAGAUUCAAGCAAACUAAAUACUUACUUAUUUUAUAUGGCAAUAUGUCUUUCACUAGCAGCUCCUUUAAGCAUUUUUGUCUUUAAAAAUUAACCAACAAAACCAGCUAAUUAGUCAAGCAGUAAUACCAAUAAAAUUGACGUUAUCUAAACUGUGAAAAUGAUAUUUACAAAUCCAAAGAUUCUAUUAAUUACUGUAUCACUUUCCCUUUAUUUAGGUAUUUCAUGGACCCUUAUUUCUAUUAUAGAUAUACUAUUAAGUGAUUAUGGAAAUGAGCAAAUCGCUUUAAUUGGUUUAUGCAUUAAUGUGAGUGGAACUAUUUCAGGAACUUUAACAACUUAUCUGCUAGACAAAGUUAUGCAAAAAGGAUAAAAACCAAAUUAUGAUCUUUACUUGCGUCUUUUUGCUACGAUCUCUCUCAUUUCUAUCUUUAUAUUUUCCUUGAUGCUUUAGCUAGGGCUUUAAGACAAUAACAAAGUAAUUAUUUAUAUGAUAUGUGCCUUCAUAGGUGUUGGAUUUUAAGCUUUUAUUCCUAUUUCAGCUCAAUCUUUUUUAGAAAAUCUAUAUCCCAUGCAUGAAGUCACUUGCUUUACAACUUUUAACAUAUUUGCUAAUAUACUUGGAUUUAUAGGAAAUAUAGUAACAUCUAUUGAUGGUAUAGGAACAGCUGGAGCCUGGAUUUUGGUAGGAAUGAUUAUUCCUCUAUACAUAUAUUUAGUGUUUAAAUAUAAAACUAAUUGUGCUAGAUUUGAUUACGAAAUUAAUUAAAAUGAGAAAUAAAAAUAGAUAGAUUAAGUGUCAUCUUAUUCUGCUUAUUGA